This is a messenger RNA of Syngnathus acus (greater pipefish), 1747 nucleotides long. RefSeq lists its product as uncharacterized. Bases 92 to 1618 code for a protein of 508 amino acids. Lineage: Eukaryota; Metazoa; Chordata; Actinopteri; Syngnathiformes; Syngnathidae. The record is from RefSeq and is a predicted model, not a curated record. The transcript has 8 exons.
UCCCUGGUGCAUUUAAAAGCUGCAGGCCCCUUCGACUAGCCUUGCUUCGUCGACUCGCUUGCCUGACAUUUCCCCGCUGAUCACAGACACCAUGUUUGGGACCCUCUGCCUUCUCGUCAGCGCUCUGACUUAUGGUGAUGCAGCCAAGGUGGUUACCCAGACACCGGCGGUCCUGACAGUUCCUGAAGGACAACAAGUUCUUUUUGACUGCAACAUUCAGAGCGAUGACAACUAUAAUGUCAAUUUUUAUAAACAAAUACCUGGCGACGCUCCAGAGUUUAUUCUGUAUUAUUACCGUACGCACUCCUCGCCUAGCUUUGGAGCACAAUUCCAAUCCUCCUCAAGUCGCUUUGAUGUUAAAGUGUCCUCUCCUGUAAACUACCAGUUCAUCAUUAAGCAGGCAAAGUCAGGAGACUCUGCUGAGUAUUAUUGUAGCACAUGGGACAAAACUGCUCAGGGACUUGUAUUCGGAGGAGGAACCAAGGUGUUUGUGACAAGCGAUGACCUCCCUGCCCCCGUGGUGACAGUCUUUCCCCCGGCCAGCGCCGAGCUCCAGUCCGAAAAGGCCACCCUGGUCUGUGUGGCCACACAGUCGUCCCCAUAUGCAGACGUCACAUGGCUGACUCGUGGCCUUCCGGUGAGCGGCGCCGUCAAGACCGGCCCCGCCAUGCGACAAGCGGACCAAACUUACACAAUCAGCAGUUAUUUGACCGUGGAGACAUCCAACUGGAAUGCGGACGCCACUUACACCUGUAAAGUGUCUUUGGGCUCCAAGUCUGCUGAAAACACCAUCAGAAAGUCAACGUGUGCGACCCUGCAGGCCCCUUCGACUAGCCUUGCUUCGUCGACUCGCUUGCCUGACAUUUCCCCGCUGCUCACAGACACCAUGUUGGGGACCCUCUGCCUUCUCGUCAGCGCUCUGACUUAUGGUGAUGCAGCCAAGGUGGUUACCCAGACACCGGCGGUCCUGACAGUUCCUGAAGGACAACAAGUUCUUUUUGACUGCAACAUUCAGAGGGAUGACAACUAUCUUGUCGGUUUUUAUAAACAAAUACCUGGCGACGCUCCAGAGUUUAUUCUGUAUCAUCACCAUACGUACUCCUCGCCUCGCUUUGGAGCACAAUUCCAAUCCUCUUCAAGUCGCUUUGAUGUUAAAACGUCCUCUCCUGUAAACUACCAGUUCAUCAUUAAGCAGGCAAAGUCAGGAGACUCUGCUGAGUAUUAUUGUAGCACAUGGGACAGCACUGCUCAGGGACUCGUAGUGGUCUUCGGAGGAGGAACCAAGGUGUUUGUGACAAGCGAUGACCUCCCUGCCCCCGUGGUGACAGUCUUUCCCCCGGCCAGCGCCGAGCUCCAGUCCGAAAAGGCCACCCUGGUCUGUGUGUCUACACAGUCGUCCCCAUAUGCAGACGUCACAUGGCUGACUCGUGGCCUUCCGGUGAGCGGCGCCGUCAAGACCGGCCCCGCCAUGCGACAAGCGGACCAAACUUACACAAUCAGCAGUUAUUUGACCGUGGAGACAUCCAACUGGAAUGCGGACGCCACUUACACCUGUAAAGUGUCUUUGGGCUCCAAGUCUGCUGAAAACACCAUCAGAAAGUCAACGUGUGCGACCUAGAUGGUCAACAUUUACGUUGCGUGGGCUAAUCAGGCCAUAGCAAUGAUGUAUUUGCAUGCUUGGAGGGAUCUUUUCUUUCAACUUUAUACUUGCUAGCUUAGAAUUCUUCAAUAAAAAAUUGUCAUCAAA